GUGGUAAAGACAAUAACAGUGUUAUCAGUAGAGCUAUCAGUCUUGUCAAUUUGACGUUAUAAACAAGCUGUUUCAGUUCAUUAUCUUUAUUACCAAUGUUAUUAACAUAUUUCAGUUUAUUUACAAAUAUUAAUCGAUUAAAGUACUUAAAUAAAUAGUAAUACCUAAAUCAAAAUUGAGAUGGCUACUUCAAGUACAAUGAGGGAAGAGUAUGAAGACUGCAUUUCUCAACAAAUAAGCGAAUAUGAAUUAUUGAAAUCUAUGUAUCCUAAUCCGGGAGAAUUGAUAUUAAACGACAAAAGUGUAAUAAAUGAAAUGAAUAACUUUUUAAAUAACAAGACAGAGAGCAUUCCUGGUCAUUUAGAUUUCAAACUCAAUCUUUUAAUAGAAGAACUCAAAUUGAAGUUAGAGGUUUUCGUGAAUUUGCACAGUUUGUAUCCAAAAAAGGAGCCAGAAAUUUAUGUAAGAUGCAAUAAUAUGAAUAGACAGAACGAAUCAAAUUUAAACUCGGAGCUCAUGAACUAUAUUAAAGAAAACAGUUUUGGGGAAGUUUGUCUCUACACAGCAAUCUCUUGGCUGCAAGAAAAUGUGCACAAAUAUAAUAUAAUUACAGAAAAUACAAGUUCUAAAGCAAGCGAAGUCAAUGAAACUGAAGAUGAAUAUGCAAGACUUUGGAUAUAUUCUCAUCAUAUUUACAAUAAGAGGAAGAGAGAUGAAAUAGUAAAAAAAGCUCGGGAAUUAAAAUUAACAGGAUUUUCCUUACCCGGCAAACCUGGCAUAAUAUGUGUUGAAGGUUUUCAUAAUGACUGUAUAGAAUGGUGGAAACACAUUAAAGCUAUGUGUUGGAAAAAAAUUAUGAUUAGAAAGUCUGAAAUAUUUGAUGUCAGUGAAAAAAAUACUUAUAAGAAAUUUUCUUCUUUUGAAGAGCUUAUGUUUACAAAUACUCUUAUUAAUAAAUGCUCACCAAUGAGUGAACUAUCAAAACUACUUCAUGAUCGGGGACUUGGCCCAAUUUUUAAUGAAUUAUUUGGAUUAGGUAAUGAUGACUGAUAUUAUUAUGUUCAUUAAAUUUUUUUGAUAAUUG
This is a messenger RNA of Trichoplusia ni (cabbage looper), 1084 nucleotides long. RefSeq names its product RWD domain-containing protein 2B. The record is from RefSeq and is a predicted model, not a curated record. The transcript has a single exon. The coding region runs from base 181 to 1050 and encodes 289 amino acids. NCBI's taxonomy places the organism in Eukaryota, Metazoa, Arthropoda, Insecta, Lepidoptera, Noctuidae. Gene Ontology annotation, molecular function: protein binding.